UUAUGUUUACUUUAUUAUAUUUUGAACAGCUGCUGUCUCAUGAUGCAGGUUCGCUUACAUCUUCUUACUGCAGUUAUGAAGUGUUUCUUUAAGCGACCCCCUGAAACUCAAAAAGCAUUAGGAGCUGUUUUGGCUGCUGGUCUUGCUGAUUUUCACCAGGAUGUUCAUGAUAGGGCCUUAUUUUAUUACAGGCUUCUGCAAUACAAUGUAUCAGUGGCAGAGAAUGUGGUCAGUCCUCCAAAGCAAGCAGUUUCAGUAUUUGCUGAUACCCAGAGCAGUGAAAUCAAAGAUCGUAUAUUUGAUGAAUUUAACAGUUUGUCUGUUGUAUACCAAAAGCCUUCUUAUAUGUUCACUGAUAAGGAACACCGAGGGACAUUUGAGUUUGCAGAUGAACUUGGAAAUCUAUCUAUUAGUGCAGAAUCCGGAGAAUCUGUUGUUCCAGCUCAGAGAGUGGAAGCAAAUGACAAGGAUCUGCUUCUAGGUACUUCAGAAAAAGAUGAAGGAAGAGAUCCUGGUAGCAAUGGUUCUGCCUAUUAUGCUCCUUCCCUUAAUGGUUCAUCCGCCCCUUCUGCAACUUCACAACCACUUGCAGAUUUGGCAUUUCCAACUACUGGCAUAUCUAGUCAAGCUCCAACUUCUAGCUUGGCAAUCGAUGAUCUUCUUGGUUUAGGUUUUCCAGAUGGAACUGCAGCUACGCCUUCACCUCCUCCAUUGAACCUAAAUUCAAAAGCUGUACUGGAUCCUGGCACAUUUCAGCAGAAAUGGCGUCAACUGCCAAUAUCUUCAUCAGAGGAACAUUCUUUAAGUCCUCAAGGAAUCGCAUCACUGACAACUCCCCAUGCUCUCGUGCGGCACAUGCGAAGUCAUUUGAUACACUGCAUUGCAUCCGGUGGUCAGUCUCCCAACUUCAAGUUCUUUUUCUUUGCUCAGAAAGCAGAAGCAACAUCAAUAUAUCUUGUAGAGUGUAUAAUCAACACAUCAUCAACCAAGUCACAGAUUAAAAUAAAAGCUGACGACCAGAGUUCAUCCCAGGCAUUCUCAACAUUGUUCCAAUCAGCCUUGUCCAAAUUUGGUUUAUCUUGAAACUUUAUGGUGCAUCCUUCAGAGAUGUGGAAGUGGAAUAGGCACUCAUGCAAUUUUGGAAUCCUAGAUUGAAUUUACAAGGAAAUGGAGGAUAUCGGCUCUGUAACCAACCCCCGCCGGGAAAAAAACAUAAAAGAAAAUUCAGAUAGGUGUAUUACAGAAAAUGCAGGGGAUUCCAUUGGCUAAAAGAUUUUGUAGUUGUUCUGUAUCCAAAUCACGUGAUGAUCAUCAAAUAUUCAGUUGUAGAGAACCUAGUCUGCGUUGUAAGUUUGUAGAGGUUUUAUGUUUAUUUUCUGACAUAUUUUUCAAGUGUUCAUCGUUGUCUGUUCUGUGGGUCAUUGGCAUUGGUUGACUAGGGGUUGGUAAUGAAAUGUGAAACUGGACCCUUUAUUAAUUAAUUGCUUUAUACACCA
Molecule: messenger RNA, 1496 nt
Organism: Cajanus cajan (pigeon pea)
Lineage: Eukaryota; Viridiplantae; Streptophyta; Magnoliopsida; Fabales; Fabaceae
Source: RefSeq, a predicted model, not a curated record